CAGGUUUUUCAUACUCUUUUGAAUGCGAACAAUCAACGUUCUGUUUUCAACGUCUUACUUCGUUGUAUUCAUUUGGUCAUAACUUUGGAAAACAGCUUCUUUGCCGAUAAGAAAGUAUCCGCAUUUCAGGGCACGAGUUAUAGGCGAGUAUAUAAAAGCGCCUUGUUAUUAGUGUUAUUAAUUUGUUUAGCUGUGACAUUAUUGUUGACGUCCGUAGAUAGAUCGAGAUGAAAUAGUACUAGAUUCGCCUGAUGAUGUCGGCCUGAGCUCUCCCGUGAUGAAUUUUUGAAGUACUGUUAGUAUUCACUGAGAUUGAUUAUGCAAAAGCUGCAAAAGUGUAGAUAGCUCGAUGUUCAAAAUGUAACACAAGAUCCAGGGUAUAGUGACAUKGGAUAWUUUUUUUACUGGUGAUCCUGUUCUUUUUUAYCAAAAUUUUAAUCCCUGAUCCGAAAAGUCUCUUCAUCAAAUUUGAUCCGUGAUAUCACAAAAUCUGAGUGAUCCCAUCGAACCCAUUAAUUGUGAUUCCGAUAAAGGCAAAAAUUCUGAUCCCUGAUCCCAAAAAUAACGCUUAUCACUGAUCCCACAUCCCAUGUCACGACGUGCUCAACGRAACACUUUCACGACUAGUUUUGCAAAGAAAUUUACGCAAAGCUUUGAUUCUGCUUACGUAGUACGUACCAGAAAAACCUACGAACCAGUAAAUAUGACAACGCUAGACGAGAAAUCGCGCAGUUUAGCGUGGAUAGAUUGGUUGAUCAUCGCUGCAUACUUUGUAUUAUGCCUUGGUGUUGGAUUGUUUGUAAGUAUAGGUUUGAAUAACAGAAAAUAAGGCAAAAGAAUUUUUAUUAAUCGACUUUUAUUAAUUUUUUAUUAAUCCAAAGAUUUUUCACGCCAAAAUCAGUGUUAUAGACCGAUUUUAAUAGGAAAAAUAGUAACUUAGUAUCUUGGAAGUUCAAGUGGCAUCUAUGUAUAUAUCUUUUGAUGAGCUGUAGAUGAACUCUAAAUAACAUUUUUAAGUUAAAGCUCUCUCGCCUCUAAUCAACAUAGCUAGCAAGAUUCGAGAAAGCCAAGACCUAGCCUUUAAUAUCAACUUCGAAAUUCCAUGAUUUCGAAUGCGUGGGACAUACCCUUGACCCUUUGACAAUGAUUUUCAGACUCUAUCGACAUUUUAUUCGCGUGUCUGUACAUUGUGUGUAUGCUAUCCUAUCCGCGAUUAAAAAUCUUAAUUACUUUCAAAUACCAGCGCGCGAACUUCAUUAAAACGAAUUUAAACACGAGUUGUAGUUUUAAGGAAACAAAAGGACCAUCAUUUUGAUCAUGCAUAACUCGCAGCCGUUAUCAGUGUCACGUUACGUCAAGGGAGAAAAGUACAUUGAACGCCAUGACCCUUAAGAAGAUGCAAGGGAGACAAGAUUAACCCGAGUUUAGGGUGCGCAAAACAUCAUGAAAAUGUCCUGGCCUGGUCGYUAAAUGAUUCAGAACUCAAGCAAUAAAAGAUAAUGCUGGUCGAGACCUUACUGGUAGUGGGAACAAAGAAAUCGAAAUUAGACCCAAAAAGGGGUAUAAAUUUCGUCGAGCAGUUCCCAAAUUAGACCUAGUAAAAUCCUGCAAGCUCUUGUGCAUCGUUUGAGGUUUUCAGUCUUUUCAGUCAAAAUUUAGGAAGCAAAGAGGAGAAGCUGAAACAGCAGAGGGAUAUUUUCUUGCUGGCAGAAAAAUGCUCYUUUGGGCGGUUGGACCCAGUCUUUUUGCAAGUAAUAUCAGCAGUGGAAACUUCAUUGGUUUAGCGGGAUCUGGUGCUGCUAACGGUAUAGCUGUGGUAUCGUACGAAUGGGAGGGUGUAUGGGUGCUUUUGCUGCUUGGCUGGGUUUUUGUGCCCAUCUAUUUAAGAUCAAGGGUGUUUACCAUGCCUGAGUACCUGGAUAAACGUUUUCAAAGCCGAGCAGUCAGGACGUAUCUCACAAUUACAGCUCUAUCGUCUUAUACAUUUACAAGAGUCUCGGUUGAUAUCUAUGCUGGAAGUCUGUUCCUAUACGAGGCCGUAGGAUGGAAUAUGUACCUCUCUGCAGCUUGUGUGCUAGCAAUAACCGCCAUUUACACUUUACUUGGUGGCUUGACCGCUGUCAUCUUCACUGAUGUCUUACAGUGUGUAGUAAUGAUAGUUGGCGCGAUUGUUGUAUCGGUUCUUGUUCAACGUGCGCUAGGGGCAAAGAACAAUCUUCACGCGAAAGCAGGCUCUCUUCUUGCCGGUAUACUCAAGAUUACUCCCAUGUUUCUGAUUGUCAUGCCUGGCAUGAUCAGUAGAGUCCUGUUUCCUGAYUCCAUUGCUUGUGCGGACAAGGAAAGCUGUUUACAUUACUGCGRUAACAAAUGGGGAUGUACCAACAAUGCUUAUCCCAAACUUGUGCUAAACAUCUUACCAAGGGGUCUAGUCGGUCUCAUGAUGGCAGUCAUGAUGGCUGCUUUAAUGUCAUCCCUGUCUUCAGCCUUCAACAGCAGUGCUACUAUAUUCACCGUUGAUGUUUGGGUUUUGUUAAGACCAAAGGCAUCGGAUCGGGAAAAGGUUAUUGUUGGCCGAGUUAUAGUGGCUUUGCUUGUUGGACUGGGUAUAUGCUGGUUACCCAUCAUCCAAGGUGCCCAAGGUAGUCAGUUAUUCGUGUACAUUCAGACGAUACUAUCUUACUUGGCUCCUCAAAUGACCAUGACGUUUGGUCUGGCUAUACUGUGGCCUGGUUUGACUAAGGCUGGUGCAUUAUCUGGACUUAUCAUCGGUCUUAUCAUGGGACUAAUAAAGUUUAUAUUUGGCARCAUCUAUCCUCCYCCUGRKUGUGGAUCAGUGGACUAUAGACCCUCAUUUGUCAAACUACAUUUCUUGUGGUAUGCAUUGGUUAUAUUUGGUGUGUGCGGCAUUGUUGAGGUGGUUGUCAGCAUGUUCACAAGUAAAGUUCCACGUGAAGAGUUAGGUGGGUUGACWUGGCCAACCAUCAAUGACCGUCCAAUAUCACAUGGAGCCAUAGGUGAAGAGGGAUUAUCAUCUSMUYMU
This is a messenger RNA of Exaiptasia diaphana, 3040 nucleotides long. RefSeq names its product sodium/glucose cotransporter 4-like. Gene Ontology annotation, biological process: transmembrane transport. Gene Ontology annotation, molecular function: D-glucose:sodium symporter activity. Gene Ontology annotation, cellular component: plasma membrane. The transcript has 11 exons. NCBI's taxonomy places the organism in Eukaryota, Metazoa, Cnidaria, Anthozoa, Actiniaria, Aiptasiidae. The record is from RefSeq and is a predicted model, not a curated record. The annotation marks the transcript as partial.